AUGGAGCCGAGUGAUCAGAGAAACAGAGGGAAGGGCGGAAUGUGGGACAUAGCCAGAAGACCCAUGUCUCUCCCCUCUUAUUGUUUGUCGCCCGUGAUCUGGUCAAGCACGAGGACUAGUCCCAUCGAGAAGGCGGCAUCGAACCCCGGAGCCAGCCGCAGGCAAAACACGUCCCUACCAAGUACCAUGCUGUCGGACAUCACGUCUGCCGCCGAUGAAGCUGAAGACACCACUUUCCUCCUGAUCUCCGCCACCACCGCGGCGCUGCCUUCCUCAGCUUCCCCGAGCGUGCUACCUUUCUCAGAGUGGGCGUCGUAGACUGUGCAGCACCUCUGGGAGAAGGAGCCUUCCACUCGUCUCGCGGUGUCCCGUUCCUCCGAUUCCGUAGACCUCCACGAAGAUCCCAGCGGAGUUCCCGACGAUUGAGCGCCUUCCCCGUCCACCUUUUCCCCCAGUAGCCCUUCCCAUUGAAGGGGCUUGAUCCAGCCCCACCACCGCCGUGGAUUGCCGUCUCCGGCAAAUUCUCUGGCGAGACUGAUUUGGGCGUUUUACUUCUUCCGGGUGAUUAUUUUCUGUUUGCAGGAUUGAUCGGGCAGUCCAUCAUCAGGAGUUAUAACGGCGAGGAUGGUGCCACCUCGGACACCAAGCUAGCUCAGCAAGGAGUUAGUUGCGUGCUCUCUCUCUCCUACGACGAUUGGCUCCCCGAUAUAAGGGGCUGUGUUCGACGUAUUGACAUGCGGAACAUUCUCUCCUACGACGAUUUCUCCUUCUUGAUUUUUUCUUUAUCCGGAAGUUCUUGGAGCGGAUCUAGUUUUGCGAAGCCAACAAGUGGUAUCAGAGCCACUCGACUCCACGAGAUCAAGAAGAUGGCCGAGAAGACAGGUGAGGCGAGCACCUCAGGCAAGCGUGGGGGAGAGAUGGUGGCGCUGGUGCCAUCCCUCAAGUUCUCAAAGACCAAAUACAGAGUGUGGUCGAUGUCUAUGGAGGAAUAUUUAGAGUCUCAUGACCUUGGCAGGCAAUCGUUGGGGAGAACAUCUCGAAAAAUAAAGAUCACUUGGUAUUAUCGACAAUCAUCAGUGCGGUUUCAGAAGACCUGCUGACAAUUCUUGACGCCAAGAAGACGGCGAAAGAAAAUUGGGAGAUUCUACGGCAAUGGAACCUCGGCAUGGACCGAGUGAUUCAGUCUCACAUUCAAGGAUUGAAACGAGAAUUUGAGUUGCUUUUCAUAUGGCCAAGACUGACUCAAUUGUGGAUUUCACGAUGA
Molecule: messenger RNA, 1264 nt
Organism: Spirodela intermedia
Lineage: Eukaryota; Viridiplantae; Streptophyta; Magnoliopsida; Alismatales; Araceae
Source: the annotation of a GenBank genome assembly